AUGGCGGAUGAUGCCAACCGUUCAGCCCCCUUCCUGGCAGCGAACGGUGCAAGAGAUGUGGAACUCACAGCUACGGAUGCCACCGUUCCAGCGAUGAAUGGUGAAGGGCCAGCCCCCGAUGCUGAUGUGCGACGGAAAAACAUCAAAGCCAUGUUUGCAUUUCAGCUUUUCAUCUCUUUGGCCUGGGGCACUGCCAUGGGCCCAAUCUUCGACAAGUAUCUCUACCUGUUGGGCUCGGGCUUGGCGCGUGGGCCCAUGCUUUUUCCUGUGAAUCGUGCCAACUCUUUGGUUGGUGUUGCCGAGAGCGUGUCUGGUAUCACAAGCCUGAUAGCAGCAAUUCCAGUGGGAUAUGUCGUGGACCGACGGCCGGACCAGCGUGCACACCUUCUCCGGUUGUCGACCGGCAUCGCGUUGCUGGCGGUGAUUUGUGGAAUCGUUGUUGUCGCAACGGACGAAAUGAUAGUCGUUUUUGCAAUGCUCAUUUGCUUUGGUCUUUUCAUGGAGCUUGCUUCAAGCGCUUCAGAGGCAAUCUUUGCAGAUAGUAUUCCUGCUGGCGAGCGUGCUGCGCUUUUUGUGACAAAGUCUGUGAUCAGCACAGUGGGUGCAGCAUGUGGCCCAGGCAUAGCAGCAGUUGGACUGGCGCUGCUGGGUGACAAGUGGGAGCCCUACCAGAUCAAGAUCAUUAUGGUGCUUGGCUUGUUGCUGAUGCUGCCUACGAUUCUCCCUUUGUUCAUCUUCCAUGACCCGAAGCUUUCCCCGGUAGCCAAUGGUGUCAACGGUGCCAGCCCGGAAAGCAGGCAGAGCACAGAGGAUGCUGAAAGCGCCCAGUCCAGCCCGAUCAGUAGAGCACGCUUGAAAUGCCUCAACUCCAAGCAUGUGCCUUUCAUCCUGGCGCUCUCGGACUUUAUCACCUGCAUCGGUGCUGGCAUGACUGUCAAGUUCUUCAAUCUAUUCUUUAUCCAGGACGAGCACUUCUCACCAGUUGCCAUCAGUUUACUUCAGACUGCCUAUCCUUUGGUCAUCGCUGGUUUCAUGAAAAUCACGGAGCGGUUGGCCAAACCACUGGGCCGUCCGCAAGCAUCGCUCACUUUCUUCAGUCUCAAUGUGCUGUGUCUCCUUCUGAUGGCAGAGGUCCGCUGGCUGCCGGCGUUGUUGCUUGUCUUCCUCGUGAGGGGUGGCAUGGCCAACAGCACCUAUCCGAUCGACCGCUCAAUCCUGAUGGACUUCACACCAUCUUCACAGCGCGGCAUGUGGAAUGCAGUGAGCAGUCUGACCUCCAUGACUUGGAGUGGCAGUGCUUUCCUGGGCGGUGUGCUUUCGGAUGCCCGAGACUACAGGUAUACUUUCCUCAUAACAGCCCUAGUGUAUGCCUCAGCAUGCCUUGUCUACUUGCCGCUGCUAUAUCUGGUGCCCCGAAAAGAGAAGGAAGCCGCGAAUGCGUCGGUCACAGCCUCAGCUGAACCCUGCAACGAUGUCAGCGCAAACAACCUGAGACAGUGGAAGCCCUUUGGCCUCUGCACCCAGGUCCGCAUAGGUCCGCCACUCGUAUCAGUGACAAUCAGUACAGUGUACAGCUACGCUUGCUUAGCCACACAAGCUUGUGCCUGUAGCAUCGAGAAAAAGGUCUAUUUGGCAGCUGUUGACCGAUGGGGGAAUGCGUGCUCCUUCAUCAAUUCCAAUUACAUGGGAUUUGGCACUGGAAUUGUGCCGGAAGGUUGUGGUUUCACGCUGCAAAACCGUGGGCACAACUUCAUUCUGAAAGAAGGCCAUCCCAAUUGCGUGGGGCCAAGCAAGUACUGCUACCACACCAUCAUUCCAGGCAUGGUCACGCACGAGGACAGCAAGGAUCUCUUUUGCACCCUGGGCGUCAUGGGUGGCUUCAUGCAGCCCCAGGGCCACUUGCAGGUGCUUUGUGCAAUGGCGGAUUAUGGCUUAGAUCCACAAGCAGCGUUGGACCAGCCGCGUUUCUGCUUGCAAGGUGUGGACAGUGCCAUCGGUGCGGAGAGCGCAGAAACUGCACAAUUGCUCCUUGAAGAAGGCUUGCCACAAGAGACGCAGGAUGGCUUGCGUGCUUUGGGCCAUGAUGUGGUUGUGGUGACUGGCUGGCAACGCCUUGUUUUCGGCCGCGGACAGGUGAUUUGCGGCGGCCUGAGGUGA
Cladocopium goreaui is the source of this 2157-nucleotide messenger RNA. The record is from the annotation of a GenBank genome assembly. NCBI's taxonomy places the organism in Eukaryota, Dinophyceae, Suessiales, Symbiodiniaceae.